AUGGUCGCUACAACAACAGCCACAUCCACUAUUACAAGUGAUACCACCACCAGCAAUAACAACAACGCUUUUGUCAAUCAACCACUACCACCUCCAUCUACUGAAUAUAAGGCCUUUUUUCCAAGUACUUCAUCACUCGCUAAUCAACACCAUCAACUUUCAAAACAAGAGAUCAUUAAUAAUUUGAUUGACCUAGCCAGACAAGAGCAAGCUAAAGGUAAUACAUCUAUUACUUCAGAUAAGUUAGAUAAGCUUCAAGGUAUCUUAGAGAGCAGCAGCAGCAACAACAACAAAUCUCAAUCACUUUCAAAUAAGAGCUCAUAUAAUUUUGACAAGUUUCAACUGUUUAAACAAAUUCCUACUGAUAAAGCCAAACCUAGAGCUAAACCAAAGUAUCCCCCUUUUUUUGACAAAUUUGAUAUUGACAAAUCCGUGGAAAAGAAGGAGUCUUCAACAACAUCAUCAUCACAAGUCUUGGAGAAAAAGUCAACUACCACAUCCAUCAAGAAGAGGCAAAGAGGUAGCAAAUUUUUCAAAGCAAAGAAGUUUUCAUUCAAACAAUUGGAGUUUAUGUUUAUAAAUUUCCUUGAAACUAUAGCCAACCUUUUAGAUAACUUGCAUUUACUUUCAAACUUACCAAUGUUUCCCCAAGCUCUUACCAGGUUGUUGAAACAAACGAAUAAACUAUGGGUAUUGAUUCUCGUGUUUUUAAUAAGGAAAACCAUAUCCCAAUUGUUAAAUGUUAUACGCAAGAUUAGAAAAGUGCACACUGAGUUGAACAUUGUCAACAAUUCCCAGAAAAGUGAACUUUCCAAACCGGUCAAUGAAGAUAUUAAUCGUAAAUACAACAAGAUUUUGAAGGAUUUGAAAUUUGACAAGAUGAUGCUCAUAUUUGAAUUAGUGGGAAAUUUUCUUGAUUUGGUUUUCAAUCUCAUUGAAUUGAGUGAAAUAAGUGUACCCAAUUGGGUAAUGAGUACAUUAAAUGUGGCUAGUAUGGGAAUGACCAUCUAUAGAAUGAAUAAGGAUGAUGAGUACAUUGAUGAUGAUAUCACAGAGGAUUUGAUAUGA
This is a messenger RNA of Lodderomyces parapsilosis, 1068 nucleotides long. RefSeq lists its product as uncharacterized. The transcript has a single exon. The record is from RefSeq and is a predicted model, not a curated record. Gene Ontology annotation, cellular component: peroxisomal membrane. Lineage: Eukaryota; Fungi; Ascomycota; Pichiomycetes; Serinales; Debaryomycetaceae. Gene Ontology annotation, biological process: peroxisome fission. Bases 1 to 1068 code for a protein of 355 amino acids.